UAUGCUUUACUUCUCUGGUCUGUAGAAGUAGCCUCUCCAACAAAAGUUUAGUUUAGGGAGUAACACUUUAUUUUAUCGUUUCUACUGUAAUGCAUCGACUCGUUUAGUUUAGAGAGACGUACAUUUGAGGGCUCCGUGUUGUUCCCCUCUGUUCCUUACUCAGUGUAAAUAGGAGAUAAACUUCCAGCUCAAAUCUGGGAUACUGGGAGCCGAUGGAGCGCAGUUUGUAUGGAUACAGAUGAGGCACGAUGCUAGGCUAACUAACUAGCUACUAAGGAAAUGGUGAGGGUCGACAUUACCCAGUGAAGAAUAGCAACAGUAAGUGGAUCCACUGACAUGGAGGGCAACGGAGAGAUCAGUGACACUGACAGCGGCAUCAUCCUUCACUCAGGCUCUGACAGCCCAAUGACACACAUGAAGGAUGUGACCACACAUACACGGGCCAUGAAGCUCAAACACCAGUCUCUCCAAGAACGACUGGAGAUCUGCCUACUGGAGCUGAAGAAAGUCUGCAUCCGAGAAGCUGAGUUGACAGGCCGGCUGUCAGAUGAUUACCCUCUGCUGCCAGGAGAGAAGCCUCCGCAGAUCCGCAGACGUAUUGGAGCUGCGUUCAAAUUUGAUGAACAAAGCUUCCCUCGAGGAGCAGAGGACUCAGAACUGAGUUUUGUUGAUGCUGAGUUGGCGCUUCAGAUGAAGAUAUACGAGGCAGCGCGCAAGCUCUGCGAGGAGGUUCACCCGAGUAAGGCUGUUAAGAAGAGCCGCUUACAGCAGUGCAAGAGAGAAGAGAAAAAACUCAAACGCUUGCAAGAGACGGCCUUUCAGCUUCGUCUGGAGCACGGCCGUUCAUCACCACUCCCUGCUUUUAAUAUUGCACAACACGAUCUGGGUACAUCUGAUGACAGCUCUCUGUCUGAUUCUGUGGUGCAAGAUGAAGAAGUGACAAGUCAGUCAUCACAGCUGUCUUCAGGACUCCCUGAUCCAGGAGAGACAAACCCGCCCCGGCUUCCCUCUGUGUCCUCACAAUCCUUCUCAAAAGGCUCCUACAUGUCUCCAUCUGCGGCUCCACAAAACCUGCCGCAGACUCCAAGCCAGUCUCCCCAUCCCAGCCUCACGUCUACGCCCAGUUUCAGCUCAAGCCCUGCAAGUGACCUUCCUCCCAUCCAACACUCCCCGUGGACAGAGUCUAGUCUGGACCAACCUUACCAGAAGAACAGGAAGUCGCGCUCCUCCAACAAGUCGAGUCCAUUCAAAACGGAGUUGUUACCCCCGCUGGAGGCUGUUUUUGCUUCCCACCUGAAGCUGGGCCACAGCCAGUCCAACAGCCUGCCCUCCACACCAGAGAUGAGAGUCCACAGACAGCUCUCCCUCAGAAUACCCAACCCUGAGUCUCCAUUUGAAAGGGAGCGAGGUCGCACCAGAAGUGCAAGGAGGCGACUGACAGAAUUUGCAAUAACUUUACCGGAUGCUCGUCUUCCUGCUGUGAACUACGCAAACUAUGUCAACUCUGAGGAUAGCAACUCUGAACACUCGUUUUCAUCUUACAACAGCUCACCGUGUCAGGAGCUGCCCUGUGAUUCACCCAAACAGUAUCAGUCUGCAUUCGUGCACUCUGGCCCCGGGGGCAGCUGUGGCCCUCAAGGCUUCCAGAGCACUGGCUUUUACCAUAACCCCCGGCAACAGUCCAGCCCCGGGUUUCCUAAAGCCUAUUACACUGAAGAAACAGCCUACCGACCUGAACUGGACUUGGCACGGGGCUAUUACACCCAGCAGGCUCCCUGUCCUCCCAACAGAUAUGAGUAUUACUAUAAAGACCCUGCUGUGCUCCACCAGAGAGCACAGAGGCCUCUACCUCCUGAUAUCAGACUCUCCCCCUCCCCGGCUCAGUGGGAGCAUCCGCAGUACCGCUCCAAUGGCCUUCCAAAACAAGUAGUGAACGAGCAGCUGACCUCGUGGCACCGCCGCAGUCAGCUGAAGUCCCCCAGGUCCUGCUCUCUGGACAGACAGGGGGCCGUCAGAGUUAAAAACAUUUCUGCUCGGGAGACCGCCUUUCACCAAAACCAGAAGUACCAUGAGCAGGUUAUCCAGAGAAGGGCUCUUCAGAGAGAGGAGACUCGCUGGGUGGUAGAUGACGGUUCUCACUUUAUGAGUCAAGUUUAAACCAAGGACACCUUGGACCGCAAACUGAGAGGCCACUGCAUUUAUUACCAAAUAACCAAAGUGGAGUCUUAAGAAAAUCAAGUCAAAUUUACUUUUUAAGCCCCCCAAAAAAUGGUUUUUUUUUCAUGAUUCUUGUUUAUCUUUCUGCCUGCAUUAAGGCAUAAUAACGAAUGCAUCUUACACUACAAUCUGAUUCAAAAAUGAUAUGGCUACUAAAGUGACUGUAAAUAUAACCCCGGUUGCUUGUUUUUGUCCACUCUAUAUGAAUUCAAUGCUUGUUAAAUGUUACUGAGAGCUGUUUGAACCUGCCAAAGUUCAAAACUCAUAUUUAAGUUUAUCAAACAAAACCACAGAGUUCUGCUUCUUU
Messenger RNA from Notothenia coriiceps (black rockcod), 2524 nucleotides. RefSeq names its product innate immunity activator b (gene inavab). The coding region runs from base 337 to 2157 and encodes 606 amino acids. The record is from RefSeq and is a predicted model, not a curated record. The transcript is spliced from 10 exons. NCBI's taxonomy places the organism in Eukaryota, Metazoa, Chordata, Actinopteri, Perciformes, Nototheniidae. Gene Ontology annotation, biological process: adherens junction maintenance; positive regulation of protein ubiquitination.